Molecule: messenger RNA, 951 nt
Organism: Emiliania huxleyi CCMP1516
Lineage: Eukaryota; Haptophyta; Isochrysidales; Noelaerhabdaceae
Exons: 5
Coding region: 1-951 (316 amino acids)
Biological process (GO): maturation of SSU-rRNA from tricistronic rRNA transcript (SSU-rRNA, 5.8S rRNA, LSU-rRNA); ribosome biogenesis; endonucleolytic cleavage of tricistronic rRNA transcript (SSU-rRNA, 5.8S rRNA, LSU-rRNA)
Cellular component (GO): nucleus; 90S preribosome
Molecular function (GO): U3 snoRNA binding; GTPase activity; GTP binding
Source: RefSeq, a predicted model, not a curated record
AUGGCCAAGAAGAUGCCCACCAAGGGCGCCAAAGCCAAAAAGGGCGCCGCCGCUCGCACGGCCUCGCGCGGCAAGGGCAACGCUCGCAACAACCCGCGAGCCUUCAAGGCGGCGUCGGGCCCAAAGGCCAUGCAGCGCUCGGCGCACCGCGCGCUCGAGAAGCAGGAGCGGCAGUACCACGUGGCGCUCACUGACCGAGCGGUCGAGGUGGCGGUGCAGCCUCCCAUCGUCGUCGCCGUCGUCGGUCCCGCCGGCGUCGGAAAGUCGACCGUGAUCCGCUCGCUCGUCAAGCACUGGACCAAGCAAAACCUCAAGGAGACGCACGGGCCGGUGACGGUGGCGGACCUUGUCCUGCUGGUGGUGGACGGCGCGUACGGGUUCGAGAUGGAGACCUUCGAGUUCCUCAACAUGUGCCAGGUCCACGGCUUCCCGCGCGUGAUGGGCGUGCUCACGCACCUCGACUCCUUCACCAACGCCGCGGCGCUGCGCCGCGCCAAAAAGACGCUCAAGCACCGGUUCUGGACGGACAUCUACGACGGCGCGAAGCUCUUCUACCUGUCGGGGCUCAAGCACGGCCGCUACCCAAAGGCCGAGAUCACCAACCUCGCCCGCUUCCUCGCGGACGUCACCGAGCCGGCCGCCCUUGCGAGGGCAGAUCCGCCGAUCGUGUUCGCCGAUAGUGUUCGCCGAGCGGGGGCCGCCACCGAGCGGAUGCGAUUCCUGACUGGCAUGCGCGUCCACCUCCCCGGGGUCGGAGACUUCGCCAUGUCCGAGGUGAGUGCGCUCGACGACCCGUGCGCUCCUCCCGACCGCACCACCCGCCGCCGGCUCGACUCCAAGGACAAGCGGCUGUACGCGCCGAUGUCCAACCUGGGCAGCAGCCUCGGAGUGCGGCGGCGCGAGGCUGGAGGCGGGCGCCCCCUCGACUCGCCGGUGUCUGGUGCGGCCUAG